Molecule: messenger RNA, 1314 nt
Organism: Triticum dicoccoides
Lineage: Eukaryota; Viridiplantae; Streptophyta; Magnoliopsida; Poales; Poaceae
Exons: 5
Coding region: 587-1132 (181 amino acids)
Source: RefSeq, a predicted model, not a curated record
CUCGUGGGUUAAAUUUAUGGUCAAAGUUGAACCUCGAAAAGCGUGGGCGCGCUAUAUUUUGGAACGGAGGGAGUAGAAAAGAUACCAGGUAUUCCUUACACUUGAAAUCUUGAAGUGGUUAAUUGAUACUAUUGACCAAAUGCGCAUUGUUAGACAUUUAGUUCCAUCUUGUAGCUAUGUAGAAAAGAUACCAGAUAUUGCUUACAAUUGAAAUCUUGAAGCAGUUGCUUAAGCUGACCAAAUAUGCAUUUGUACUUAAUAUAUAAGCACAUAAAUACUCAGUACUGGCUCCAAUUACAAUUGGAUUUUGGUUCUUACCAAAUCACUUAUUUUUGUAAAUGACGAUCCACAUGGCAGGUCCAGAAGAUACUUGAUAAGCUCAGAAAUUAGAAGUCUCCAGGAGUAUGAGACAUUUAGAGAUUGGUGAGAAGAUGGAUGAAGCCUGAGCUCGAGGGCCAACAUUGUUAGCACAGAUGUUUUGAGCAAACAACUAAAAGAAGGGUAUACUAUGCUUGACACACAUGAUUCCAUGGCCUGAUAGAUGCCUAAGGUUGUAACUAAGUAAUUGGAACUAGCUGUAUGAGUCAUGCUUAAGGUAUGCUUGACACACAUGAUUUCAUGGCCUGAUAGACUUGGGCUUCCACUAUGGCACACAAGUGGAGAUGACUGCCUUUUGACCAUGAUCUUGAGAGUUAUGAACCUUUAUGACACUAAUGGUUCUCAAGUUCGGCAAGAGUUUGUACAAAAGAUAGGGAAAGUGUUUGACGCUAUACUGGAAAAGACGGGCAAAUUAAGGAAAGAAACCAAGGGAGAUAUUUAUAUAGCUAAGGCCAUUGCAAUCGUUUUGGAGAGAAAUCCACACUUAGGCAAAAGGUCUAGAUAUACGCCUUGGUCACAGUUAUUUCAGGGAAAGCAGCAGUUCUGUUGCAAUAGUUGUUCUAAGGCUGUACAUGAUGAUAUGUACUGGAGAUUGCAGGCCGUGACGGUGAUUUGGGAGAUUUUGCAUGAACACAAUUGCCGCAUUUUUCACAAUUUGGAGUUGUCGGCUACUAUGCUUGCAUGCCUUGCUGUUGACAAGCCAAUGUUGGAAGGAGGCCGACGAACCACACAUCAUUUUGUGAUAAUAAUCUAGCUUAGUGGUUCCCGGCUAUUCUAUCUGAUUUCCCUGUGUUUGUACAGUAUUCACUCGUAUCAAUGAAAUCAAUAGCUCUGUUAGGCUUAAGAAAAAGCUGUCUUGGAGCUCAGUUCAGCCCUUGUGAGAUAUUUGCACUGUAUGAACAAACUGUUGUGUGGAUGGAUUUUCUAUUUGUGUCA